AUGAGUUUAAAGAUGGAGCCACCAAAAGCAUGGGCAACCUCAAGGCUACCAGUCCAUCUCCAAAGACCUGAAUGUUCCUUGGCCAUUACAAGGAGGUCAAGAAUUCAUGGAGUUACGAUAACUCAGGUUGUCCAGCAAGUUCCGCAAGGAAAAUCAACACCUGACUUCACCCGGAAACCAAUGGCAAUGACCGUCCACGAAGGGAGAAGAGCUUUUUUCAAAGCAAUCGUCAGUGGCGAGCCAACACCGAAUGUCACAUGGGGGCGAAACAAGGGGGAUGUCAAUAACACAGAGAAGUACAAAAUUAGAUAUGAUGAAAAAGCCAAGGAGCAUGUCCUUGAGAUACCGAUAGCAAAAGCUGACCUUGCCGACACUUACAAAUGCUUUGCCACCAAUGAAUAUGGAACGGCUGUUUGCUCUGCCACCCUCAAUAUCAUUAAAGGUGAGAAACAGUCUUUCUUUACAGAGGAAGCGCCACAGGAUUUCAGAGCUAUGCUCAAGAAAACUGUUGUCGUCACCAAGAAAAAACAAUUGCCACCGAAGAAAGAAGGAGAGCUUGACCCUAAACUUUGGGAAGUGCUCCUCACCGCACCAAAGAAAGACUAUCAAAGAAUAUGCUUGGACUUUGGUGUUACAGACUUCCGAUGGUUGCUGAAGAGACUGAAUCAGAUGAAAAAGGAAAGAGCUGACGAACAGGCAAAAGUUGUUGAAGAUCUCGGGAACGUGAAACAAAUUGAAUUGAAACCAAACGGAAAAGCAGAAUUCAGCCUCAACAUGUCUUUACUGGAUCCUAACACCUCUAUUUACCUGUACAAGGACGGUACGGCAAUUCCAUAUGGAAACAAUGGAAACUCAAAGCACAGUCUGCAGAAGCGUGGAAACAAUUAUUGUUUCACCAUCAAAGAUCCCCAGCCAGAAGAUGCCGGUUUGUAUCAGGUUGAUGUUGGCGAGACAAACGUCCUUACGACCGACUUCCAAGUUCCUGAUGUGGAGUUUGUAGACAAGAUUAGUAACGUGAAGGCCUUGGAAAACAAAGACGCCUCUUUUCAAUGUGUUCUGUCAACACCAAUCAACAGAAUAAAUUGGUCAACACCAGAUUCUUCGCUUGAACAUGGCGAGAAAUAUGAGAUGAACACCUCAGAAGACAAAAUGACACAUACUCUAACAAUUAAAAAUUGUGAAACGACUGAUAAUGGAGCAUAUUAUGCAAUUGCUGGCAUUGCGGCAUGCAGUGCAUCUCUCUCAGUGGAAGCCGAUCCAAACGCCCAUAAAGGUCCAAAGGACGAAAAAGCCAAGCCUCAGAAUGACCAAGCUAAAUUGGCUUUGGAGCAGAAGCCACAAAUGGAGAUAGAAGACACAGACAAAAAUGGAGGACAAAAUGAGUCUUGCGGGAAGAUCAGCUCUGGAGAAGGUGAUGAAACUACAGCUAAGACUGAUAUAACCAAGGGUGAUGGCGCUGAUGACGUCUGGGAAACUGUUGUGAGCCAUGUUCUCCUGCUUCCUACAUUUAUAGAUGAAGGUGUUCAGUUUGUCAGCGGGCUGUCAGAUACCACCGUUAUUACUGAAGGACAGGCAGAGCUAUGCUGCAAAUUAAGCAAUGAGAACUCGGAGGGAAGAUGGUACAAGAAUGGAAAACUGCUCACCAAAAAGGAUGGGGUCAGGAUUGUCAAAGAUGGAGCCUAUCAUAAAUUUAUAAUUGACUGCUGCAAAAGUGAGGAUGUGGGUGUGUAUCGCUUUGAGUCAGAUGGACGUAAAUCGGAAGCCACGUUGAAUAUUCAAGAUCCACCAAAGAUUGAUGCCAGCUCUCUUGGAGAAUUCGGAAAACCAGUAAUUGUGAGAGCAGGCGAGACUGCUGAAUGGAACCUUCAAUUUUCGGGUGGACAACCGACAACCAUUCAAUGGAAUAAGGACAACGAUGAGCUUUUCCCUGCCCUCAAUGUGAAGAUUGAAAAAUCAGCCACUAAGAGCAAACUACGCCUUUUAAAAUGCCAAAGGAAGGACAGUGGUGAAGUCAGAAUAAAAAUAAAGAAUGAAUUUGGUACAAUAGAAGCAAUUUCCAAACUCAUAGUCUUGGACAAACCCACACCACCGCAAGGACCCGUUGACAUUAUGGAGAGUGCUGUGACAUCUAUUGAGUUCAAGUGGAAACCGCCAAAGGAUAAUGGUGGAUGUCCAGUCACUAACUACAUUAUAGAACGCCAGCAGGUUGGUCGUAACAAAUGGUCCAGUCUUGGGGAGAUCAGUGGCAGCAGUACGUUCUACAAAGAUUGCGAUGUGGACCCUGGAAGAAAAUACUGCUAUCGGAUCAGAGCAAGAAAUUUAGAAGGUGUUAGUGACUACCUUCAGACAGAAGACAUACCGGCCGGAGUGUUACGUUAUCCGGGAACCCCUUCAGCACCGAAAGUGGUCAGUGCCUCUAAAGAGUGCAUUAUUCUGGCGUGGAGUGCUCCAAGUGACACCGGAGGGACCAAAAUAAUGGGCUAUAAUUUGGAAAAAAGGAAAAAAGGCACAAAUUACUGGAGCCUUGUAAACCAAGGAGGACCAAUAAAGGACUCCAAGUGUGAGGUGAAAGACUUAUUUGAAGGGGCUGAAUAUGAAUUCAGGGUGUCGGCAAUCAACCUAUCUGGUCCCGGGGAUCCAAGCAUGCCUUGUGACACUGUAAUCGCCAGAGAUCCCAUGAAACCUCCAGGGAAAGUCACAGAUCUCAGAGUAACGUCGAGCGACUACACAACCUUGUCGCUAGCUUGGACUAAACCCAAGGAAGUGAAAGGGUUGCAGGAUGAAGCGCAGGGUUACUACGUAGAGAUCAGACCUGUAACGAGCCCUGAAUGGACCCGAUGUAAUGCCAUACCAAUUAUUCCCACUACUUACACUGUGAGGGGUUUAAAGGCCAUGGCCGCUUACUGGAUUAGAGUAGUGGCUACCAAUUAUGGAGGUGAUGGAGAACCUCAAGGCUUUGACAGUCACAUUACGGCCAUGCCCCCUCCUGUGCGGCCAAAGUUCAAAGACCGCAACAUGAAGAGCUUCGUAGUCGUGAGAUCGGGAAACACCGUGCGCCUCAACAUCCCCUUUGAGGCAUCACCCUUUCCUGAGGUCUCCUGGUUGAAAGAUGGUAUUUUAGUACCUAAGCACGUAACAGUCACCAACUCUGAUAAAGCGUCUCAAAUCUUGAUCCCCACAUCUGAGCGCACCGACUCUGGAGUCUACACCGUGAUCGUCAAGAAUCUCGUAGGUCAAGAAAGCUUCAACAUUGAAAUUAGAGUAACAGAUGACCCUAAGCCUCCAGGUCCAGUGGAGCUGGAGCAGAACGUCCCAGGAACAGUCACGUUGUCCUGGGCGCCCUCUCCAGACGAGAUGAAGGAUGACAGGCUGCAUUAUGUCAUUUCCAAGCGGGAUUCCUUCAAGCCAACAUGGAGGACAGUGGCAGAAAAUAUCUUCAACAACAGGUUUACUGUUGUGGACAUUGUGCCCGGGCGGCAAUAUCACUUCAGGGUGUAUGCUAAAAAUGACAUAGGCCUGUCCAUGCCAUCCGUAUCACCAGGGUUCGAAACUAAGAGGGACAGAGAAAAAUUCACGGUCAAAGAACCACCGAGAAAAUCUGUUGAUUUAUCGUCAGCGCCGUCUUUCAUCACACCACUGAAACGCCACAUGCCUCCAGAAGGCUAUGAAUGUCACAUGAGCUGCGCAGUCAAGGGCGACCCGGCGCCCCGCGUGGCCUGGUACCACGAUGGCGUGGAUCUGAACGUCAACAGCAACUACUACAUCACCAACGUGUGUGGAGUCUGCUCCUUGCUCAUUCUGAGGGUUGGCGCUAAAGAUGGCGGCAUAUACAAAGUUGUGGUGGAGAAUUACCUGGGGUCGGCCGAGUGCUCCAUGACGCUGAACGUUAGAGGGUAA
This is a messenger RNA of Nerophis lumbriciformis (worm pipefish), 3897 nucleotides long. The record is from RefSeq and is a predicted model, not a curated record. Lineage: Eukaryota; Metazoa; Chordata; Actinopteri; Syngnathiformes; Syngnathidae.